Molecule: messenger RNA, 1146 nt
Organism: Porites evermanni
Lineage: Eukaryota; Metazoa; Cnidaria; Anthozoa; Scleractinia; Poritidae
Source: the annotation of a GenBank genome assembly
AUGCAGUCCUUCUCAAGAUUGGACUCAUUUUUAGCGAGCCAGAAGAAACUGGAAGAAAACAACGCAACGCUUCAGCAAGAAAACGUCAAGUUGCGAACUGAACUCUCAAAACAGGAGAGACUAAAUAACACCAAACGCGGCUCAAAACGUAAACGUGCAGAAUCCAAAGUAGAAGUUCCUAUGGAUUUAAGGGUAGGUUUACGUACGUAUUUUAUUGCUUUGAUGUUAGAAGAAAACCUUUUCAUCAUGAGAGAUCAGAGUUUGUGCUUAUUCUUUAGAGCUGACCGUGUGAUAGCGUGUCUUCAAAGGCGCCGACAUGCCUGUGUUGUAAAACAUCACAGGAGCCUACAAACCCUCAUUGUCUUCCCCUUCGCGCCCAAUUUUAGUAUUUAAGAAGUGAGAACAUAUAUUUAGAACAUAUAUUUAUUUCACCAUUGAAUAACACGAGAUCGAUGGAGAAAGUUUCUGUUGGAAGCAACCGAUAAUGAUCGAGAUGUGGUUGAUCUCAAAGCAGAAGCCAUGAACAGGGUUAUUGGUUAUAUGCUUCUGUUUCAAUUUGUAGGGUUCGCACAGUCUUGAAAAGUCCUUGAAUUUCAUUUUUUCCUUGAAAUUCUAUGAAAGGCCUUGAAAAGUCCUUGAAUUUUCUUCAACUUUGAAUGUAGUGGCCUGGAAAGUGUUUUUUGAUGCUUUUUGGUUGUCCAAGACAGAAUAUGAAUCAUAGCUCAAAGAAUUUAAAGGUUAUUUACACAAAAUCCUCAAUGUUUUAUGCAAUAAUUAACUCUCAAUUUAAGACAAGUGAACUGAAAAAUGUAAAGAAGUUGGUGAAGCAAACAGUUCAAGCCGUAAAGCCUUAUUAGAAUAGACUGGGAAUGUGCAUUAACUUUAAAAGUUGUUCAUAAAAUUGGAAAUAGUCCACUGUAAAAUGUCAUAGAUAGGCUUCAGUUAAAAUUGACUUAUUACAUGAAUUAGGUCUUGUUUUAACUGAGGAUAUUUUACUGAGCCUUCACUUUGAAAUUAACAUACUGGUUUUGUCACAGUCCCCAGUCAGAGGUGAACCAGGACAUCUUGUCUAAAAUAAAAGAAGUUCUAAAAAAAGAACAGGGAGGAGAAAAUUGCACAUGGACUGAUCUGCAAAUGGAAGGUUUG